This is a messenger RNA of Cyprinus carpio (common carp), 690 nucleotides long. Its product is annotated as activated RNA polymerase II transcriptional coactivator p15-like. The record is from RefSeq and is a predicted model, not a curated record. The transcript is spliced from 5 exons. Gene Ontology annotation, cellular component: transcription regulator complex; nucleus. Gene Ontology annotation, molecular function: DNA binding; transcription coactivator activity. NCBI's taxonomy places the organism in Eukaryota, Metazoa, Chordata, Actinopteri, Cypriniformes, Cyprinidae. The coding region runs from base 151 to 492 and encodes 113 amino acids. Gene Ontology annotation, biological process: positive regulation of transcription initiation by RNA polymerase II.
AACUACACUUCCCAUAAUCCAGGUCUUCAAGGGCGCUUCCGCAGGCGCGCGCUCUAAUCUGCACAGGUUUUGCAGAAACGGAUGUUCGCGCGCAUCGAAUGAGCUUCUGUUUAAACUCUAUCUACCCUACGUUUACUUUAAGACAUCAAAAUGCCAAAGUCAAAGGAAGUGUUGUCUUCCACCUCAGACAGUGACUCUGACAGUGAAGUUGAUACCAAGGCCAAGAGAAAGAGGCAAGCAACCCCAGAAAAGCCAUCAAAGAAACAAAAAAAAAAAUUGUAUGUAUUGGUUUCUUUUUUUAAGAUAGGAAAGAUGAGGUAUGUGAGCGUUCGUGAUUUCAAGGGAAAAGUGCUGAUUGAUAUCCGGGAAUACUGGAUAGACCAAGAAGGGGAAAUGAAACCAGGCCGGAAAGGUAUUUCACUGAACCCAGAGCAGUGGAACCAACUAAAAGAGCAGAUUGGUGAGAUUGACGACGCUGUGAGGAGAAUAUAAGACCUGCCUGCAGUUCACUGGCAACCUGGAUGCUUUUUUAAAACAGAUUCUUGCUCUGCAGUUCUGCUUUUGUUGCCCUCUAAAGCUCAAAUACAGUAUCUACACCUUCUCUGAAUCAGCCAAGGGACAGACCACAGUCUAAGAGACCUGUCAUAAAUUUGACAAAUGUAUAAUUGCUAUGUUUUGCCUUUGUAGAGC